CAAACUCAAAUACGUUAAAAAUUGGCUGAAUUGAGUCUGUAAUACAACUUCGGAGGUGAUGGUGGAACUCAUCUUUCUACUUUCUAUGGAGGUGGAGGUAUGAGUGGAACAAAUGUCAAUAGAGCGGUUUCUCGCAUUCCUUUUGCUACUUGACGGAAACCGAAUAAUAUAUUUAGUGUCCACCGCCCUUCCUAUAACAAAAGCAGACUGUUCCGAAGGUCAAAUCUCGCGCUAAAGUCCAGACUCCAGAGUAUGUACUUGGCUUGUUCGAGCCAAAAUCUCGCUUUCUUCCACUCUGUAAUCAAACCUUGCAUUGAAACCAAAAACUCAAGAUCAGCAUUUGCUUAUUUUCGCCAAUUGUUACAAUCCAGUGUAAAGCCAACUGACCUCACUUUUUCUUUGCUGCUUAAAUCCUCUGCAUCAUCGUCGCUCUACGUAAAACUAGAAGCCAAUCAAAUCCACACCCAUUUAGUAAAAUUGGCUAUUGAUAAGUUUGUCUAUGUAAGUACAUCCCUUCUUGAUGUGUAUAUGAAGCUAGGAUGCGUUUUCUGUGCACAAAGACUGUUUGAUCAUAUGCCUAAUAAAGACAUUGUCACUUGGAAUGCGUUGAUUUGUGGCUACUCAAGAAACGAAUAUGACGUUGACGCAUUGAAGCUAUUUGUUCAAAUGUUUAGAGAGAGUUUUAUUCCCGAUGAGACAACGUUAGUUAGUGUGGUUCCGACUUGUGGGCCACGAGAGCUAGUAUUUCAAGGGAAAUCUAUUCAUGGUUAUGGGAUUAAAACUGGCCUUGAUUUGGAUUCUAAAGUUAAGAAUGUGUUUGCUUCAAUGUAUGCCAAGUGUUCAGAUUUGGAAGCGGCUGAACUUAUAUUCGAACACAUUGACAUGGUUGAGGAAAGUGUAGUUUCGUGGAAUACCAUAAUUGGUGCUUAUGGCCAAAAUGGUUUCUUUGAUCAGGCAUUGCUUGCCUUCGAGAAAAUGCGAGAGAAAAAUGUGAAAGUAAAUUCAGUCACAGUUCUGAGCAUUCUCUCUGCCACUGCCGACCCUGAAUCCAUUCAUUGCUAUGUAAUCAAAACGGGGAUUAUCAAUGAUGCAACUGUGAUCACUUCACUGGUUUGUGUAUACGCCAAAAAUGGGGACACUGAAUCAGCAGAAUUACUUUACAAGUCAUUGCCUGAAGAGAAUUUGGUUUCCCUAACCGCAAUUAUUUCAAGCUAUGCUGAGAAAGAAAAUAUCAGUUUGAUUGUGGAACGUUUUACUCAUAUGCUGCAGUUAGAUAUGAAAGUGGACGCAGUGGCUAUGGUUAGCAUCAUUCAUGGAAUAACAAACCUAGAUCACUAUGACGUUGGGCUUUCAUUCCAUGCUUAUGGAAUAAAGAGUGGGUUGUGUAAUUAUCCUUUGGUAGCUAAUGGGCUAAUUAGCAUGUACUCCAAGUUCAUUGACAUUGACUCUGUGUUCUAUCUGUUUUCGGAUAUGAAUAAGAAACCACUAAUCAGUUGGAAUUCAGUGAUAUCCGGAUGUAUACAAGCUGGAAGAGCAAGUGAUGCCAUGGAGUUUUACUGUCAAAUGCAGAUGUCUGGACUUAGACCCGACACUAUUACUGUUACUAGUUUGCUCUCUGGGUGCUCUCAACUUGGAUACAUGCAAUUUGGGAGGAGAAUUCAUUGCUAUAUCCUUCGAAACAAUCUAGAAGUAGAAGAUUUUGUUGUCACUUCCCUAGUAGACAUGUACACCAAGUGUGGAAGCAUAAAGCAAGCAGAAAGGGUGUUCAAAAGCAUCCAAAACCCAUGUGUAGCAACAUGGAAUUCAAUGAUCUCAGGCUAUAGUUUAUAUGGGUUUGAACAGAAAGCUCUGAAUUCUUAUUCGGAAAUGAGAAAAUGUGGACUUAAACCUGAUAAAAUCACUUUCUUGGGAGUUUUAGCUGCCUGUAUCCACGGGGGUCUUGUUGGUGAAGGGAGAAAGUACUUCAAAAUUAUGAAAGAGGACUUUGGUGUGGCGCCAACAUUGCAACACUCUGCAUACAUGGUUGGUCUCCUUGGUAGAGCAGGUCUGUUUGAAGAAGCAAUAUCAUUUAUAAAGAGUAUGGAGAUUGAGCCUGAUUCGGCAGUGUGGGGAAGCUUGCUGAGUGCUUGCUGCAUGCACCAAGAGGUAAAGCUUGGGGAAUGCUUGGCCAGGAAGUUAUAUUUCUUGGAUUAUGGAAACAGUGGAGUAUAUGUAUUGAUGUCAAAUCUAUAUGCGGCUAAAGGGAUGUGGGACGCUGUAGUAAGGUUGAGGAACAUGAUGAAAGACAUUGGAGGUGAUGGCUGUUCAGGAGUUAGCCUAAUCGAGGUGACUUCUAUGCCAAAAAAUGGAUUUUGACUUUAAUUGACAAUAUAUUAUAUUUAACAUUAAAAUUAUUUUUAAAGGAUAAU
Molecule: messenger RNA, 2408 nt
Organism: Mangifera indica (mango)
Lineage: Eukaryota; Viridiplantae; Streptophyta; Magnoliopsida; Sapindales; Anacardiaceae
Product: pentatricopeptide repeat-containing protein At2g04860
Exons: 1
Coding region: 253-2355 (700 amino acids)
Biological process (GO): RNA modification
Molecular function (GO): protein binding; RNA binding
Source: RefSeq, a predicted model, not a curated record